AUGUCAGAUUCCCAAGUCUCUCAUCAGCCUGACGGUAGCCCUGAGCUGGCAUCGUUUCCGUCGCCGCAGUACUCCGACUCCGACUCAAGCAGCGGUGGUGUUCCGGUUCCACCUGAAGAUCAGCAUGUGCAGCCAUUCCACCGUGCCCAGCUUCCACGCUCAAGCUCUGCGAGCUCUAUUAAUGGGCUAUUCGUGGCGCCUCUUACCGGUGUGGUCGGCCAGAAUGCUGAACCAUAUGCCAUGAACAAGCAGUUCCGCUCGUCGUUCGAACAGCCAGGUGCAGACUCAUCAUCAAAGGAUAUGAGCAAGCAGCAAAGGGGCUUUCAAGGACCCACCCCUCCAGAUGACGACGAAGAAACCCUCGAACAAUGGCUCGAGACUCAGUCGGUGUCCACCGAUACGCAGAGUGGAGGAGCUAUGCUUACAAACUCUGGUCCGGAACCAGUCAAUAUGGAAGUACGCGCGGUGAAAAGUACAUCACUACAGCCAGACUCGUCAGCUAUCACACCAAGAGAGAUCCAGCCACGCAAAACCAGUGGUAUCUCUACCGACCAUUCAGAAGUCCUCGCGGCCUGGUCGUCUUUUGCCACCCGAGCCCAAAGCGAAGAAUUCGACCAAUGUUCUGCCUUUCGUGCCAGAAAGCAUGGUCCAACUACCAACGAUGCAAGAUCCACGCAAGAGCCGCGACGACGGAUCGAAGAGACCUUCAUUCGGACAGUAAAAGGUGCCCAUCCAGGCGAAAGGAGAAAGGUCAUGAAGGAAAAACGAAUCAUUAUUGGAUAA
Messenger RNA from Pseudovirgaria hyperparasitica, 783 nucleotides. RefSeq lists its product as uncharacterized. The record is from RefSeq and is a predicted model, not a curated record. The coding region runs from base 1 to 783 and encodes 260 amino acids. The transcript has 2 exons. Lineage: Eukaryota; Fungi; Ascomycota; Dothideomycetes; Acrospermales; Acrospermaceae.